Suricata suricatta (meerkat) is the source of this 2907-nucleotide messenger RNA. RefSeq names its product syncytin-1-like. The record is from RefSeq and is a predicted model, not a curated record. NCBI's taxonomy places the organism in Eukaryota, Metazoa, Chordata, Mammalia, Carnivora, Herpestidae.
UGGACCAGGAUAUACAGGAACCGUGUUCUCUAAAUUUUGUCAACAGUUACACAUUAAACACAUCACUGGAAUUCCUUACAACCCACAAGGCCAAGGCAUUGUAGAAAGAACACACCGGACUAUCAAAGCUAUGCUUGAAAAAAUAAAAAAGGGGGAGUUAUACCCCAACUCACCUAGGAAUUUACUUAACCAUAUACUUUUUAUAAAAAAUUUUUUAACUCUAGACUCUCAGGGACACUCAGCGGCUGAUCGAUUCUGGCAUCCAAAUAUCAAAGAAAAUUUUGCAUAUGUUAAAUGGAAGGAUCCACAUACUGGCACAUGGCAGGGUCCAGACCCCGUCUUGAUUUGGGGGCGUGGAUCAGUUUGCCUCUAUGACUCAAUCAAUGAGGCCGCUAGGUGGCUGCCGGAAAGACUGGUAAAACAAGUAAAUCACAGCAUAUCAACACAUGAAAAUGAGAAAAUAGAUCACUCUGAAGUCCAGGGAGAUCCUUCUCCCUGAGACCUGUUCUUUUUUCUCUUACAGGAAACGUGAAUUCCUGGUGAAUGGCCAUGUAUCUGCUGCUGUUCCUUCUUGGAUCGACCUCAACAACCCUCGCGGGUCUUGGUGACCCCCAUAACACUAGAGCCCUUAUCCAGAGACAGACAGGGAACCCAUGCGAUGGCUAUGCUGGGACCUAUAGUACCAUACCUGAUUGGGUUCGAGGCCCAGAUGGAGUGCUUCGGCACCCUAUUUUAUCCACCAUAAAUUGUGGGUCAAAAACAGCUUAUCAACUACUCUUUACUUCAGGAUCUAACAGCCGUAGUAUAAACUAUUUUUGUGUGCCUAAACCACAGAUUAUUCCUGUUACCAACGGACGCCCUGGGUCUUGCCCCAGCGCGUGUUCCAUGUAUUUAGAAUCUGUGCAUGCUUCCUGCUACUCUAGUUAUCAGCAGUGUACAGGCCCUAAUAAUAAAACUUAUUUCACUGCCACCAUUAUAGGUGCCCAUGGGGGUAGCAGUAGCAGUAAUUCUAUGACCCUCCCGUGCCCAUCCAGUGCUAUUGCUUGCUGGAACACUCGAGCCCCUGUGCAUGUUUCAGAUGUGGGCGGUCCUCAGGACCAAAUCAGGGAGCACCUUGUAAACAAAAUUGAGAAAAUAAUUCAGGAAACUUAUCCCUACUUACAAUACCACCCACUUCUCAAGCCAACACGUCAUGGCCCCCAAACAGUUGAAUCGGUGGUAAAUGAUCUCCUUGUCUCUUCGCAUAAAUUAUUGAACCUCUCCAAUCCUGAUCUUGCAGCUGAUUGCUGGAUAUGCAUUAAACAAGGGCCCCCGGUCCCAGAUGCUAUUUAUGUCGAGCCCAAUGAAUCUGGCAGCCCAGCGGCUUGUGUACCCACCCCUCCAUUCUAUGUUAAUACCCCAUAUCGCCUUGACCUUAUCUCAGAAAAUAUUACUUGCUAUUACAAACCCUUUCUCAAUGAGACCGAUAGUAUUGAUGUAGGUUAUCAACCAUUUUGUAAAUACUUUCUUAAUGUCUCUACUGCCAUCUGUCCCAGUAAUAACACAGUCCUGGUGUGUGGCAAUAAUUUGGCAUACACGUACCUGCCCCAAAACUGGACUGGAGCCUGCUUGCCCGCCCUCCUCUUUCCAAGUGUGAUGAUUAUUAAGGGAGACACCCCAGUUCCUGUUUCUACCUUGGAACAUAUAGCCGGCAGACCCAAGAGAGCAAUCCAACUUCUUCCCUUAUUGGUAACCUUAGGUGUGACUGCUGCCUUAGGCACUGGGACUGCUGGCAUGGGUGUGGCCAUUCACAGUUAUAGGGAAAUAUCUAGACAACUAAUAGAAGAUGUUCAGGUGCUCGCCACUUCCAUACAAGAAGUCCAAGAUCAGCUAGACUCCCUAGCAGAGGUUGUCCUGCAAAAUAGAAGGGGUCUAAAUCUGUUAACCACAGAACAGGGAGGUAUUUGUCUUGCCCUAGGUGAGAAUUGCUGCUUCUACGCCAACAAGUCCGGAAUUGUCAGAGACCGCAUAAAGAAGUUACAGGACGACCUGGAAGCACGACGACGCCAGCUUGCCGAAAACCUGCUAUGGACCGGGCUUGGGGGAUUCCUGCCUUACCUUCUUCCCAUCCUUGGCCCCCUCGUCGGCUUGCGUGUUCUUUUAUCGCUGGGGCCCUACCUUUUUAACAGGCUAACGGCUUUUGUAAAGCAACAGAUUGAUGCCCUACAAGCUAAACCUAUUCAGGUUCACUACCACCGGCUUGACCUCAUGGACAAUAUCCAUGAGGAAUGUUUAGAGUACUGAGGCAAAAUAUUCUUGUGUUCCCCCAGUCAGGAUGGAUGCCACUACAAACCUUGUGGAAGAACCCAUUGUCUACCACCUCUUAAGGCACGUUGCGCUUGUUGUUCCCCCUGUUUUGAGGAUAAUUCAGACAAAGUGAGUAGGACGGUGAGUCAGUGACGGAAGGUAUGGGUAAGUCUGAGCCGCCUAAACCAGGGUGGCCUCGCUUGGAGGAGGUCAUUCCAAUGACGGGUAAGGCUCAGCACCACGCUUCUAUCAGGCCCGGACUCCGUUUGUCUUUCCUCAUGAAAAAAUAAAAAAGGGGGAGAUGUAGGGGGCUGGAGGUCCCCUGGGCCAUUUUGUGAGGUAUUUCGCCAAGAGGCAGGUCUGUGUAACAUAUUUUGUGCUGGGAUUUUCCAGCACCCUAAGGUACUUCCUCAUUCUGUGGCUGUUUUUACAUCCCGACUCAGGAGGGGAGUUUCGCCAUACGACCUCCAGUGCUUUUCCAUCUCCCCACCCCCAGGCUCCCCUAUCAUUGCCCUAGCCAAUCAUAGUUAGUUGUGUACUUUCAAUUUGUAUAUACCACCCCUCUUUCUGCAUACUAUAUAUAUCUCUGUAAAACACUCAGUAAACGGACUUGAUCAGCAA